Molecule: messenger RNA, 1019 nt
Organism: Rhizophagus irregularis DAOM 181602=DAOM 197198
Lineage: Eukaryota; Fungi; Glomeromycota; Glomeromycetes; Glomerales; Glomeraceae
Source: RefSeq, a predicted model, not a curated record
AGUUUUGAAAAUUCAAAUUCAAAGUAUAUACAUAAUAUAUAUAUAUAUAUAUUUCCUUUUUCUUUUCCACUUCAUUUAUUGUAUACAAGUUUCUAACCAUUCAAUGAAAUUUCAGUUCUCGUAAAUUAGUUUUGCACCAACGUGUUUUCGGACUUUUAUCCAACGAUUCCGCCAAAAUGGAUGAAUUUAAUUCGAUAACUGAAUUAUACAGUGACUCCUCAUUUCUUAGCGCACAUUCAUACGUUGAAUCAUUAUUGGAGCUGUUUAACAGAAAGGAGGAUGUCGGUAAAGUCGUAAAUGGUAUGGUAGAAGUAUUGGAAGACGAGAAGAAGAAACAAGAAUUAUUAAGAGCAUGGAAUGAUCAUAAAGCUAAGCGUACUACUACCGAUUUUCCUGCUUUAGAACCAGUAAAUUCUACACAAAGUAAUUCUAAACCAAAUAUUACGACACCUAAACCAUCACCUCGUGUAUUAGUAAUUAAAUCUUCAACUACUCGAUCUGGUGGUACAAAAUCAAGUAGUGGACCUCAAGUUUGGGAUAAAAUUGCUGCUAUUGCUGCCCGUGAAUCCAAAAAAAAUAAUUCUGCUUAUCCUUCACUUGCAACUUCAGCUAGUACUUCUAAUAAUGAUCUUUGGAAAAACUCUUCUCCAAAAUUCGUCCAAUCCUCUCCACGUAGGGAAUCUCCUUCAUCUAGUGUAAAUAAUUCUUCAAAUACUUCAUCAUAUACAACCGCUUUUGUCAGAGGUAGACCUACUAAAGCUGAAAAUGUUGAGUUUCCUGAAUUACCUAUAAAUUCAAACUCUUCUUUUUCACAACAAAGAAUCAAAAAGAACGGAUCAGAAAGCAAUGCAUGGGGACAAGGAGGAUCAUCUGCAUCUGAUAAUAACAAGAAUGAAAAUGAUAGUGAGGAUGAUUCUUCAUACAGUGAAAGUACAAAAGAUGGAAACAAAAAGAAGAAGCAAAAGAAACAGAAAGGCAAAAAUGUCAUAUUUCAUCUUGGUCCGAAAAAUUACCAAUAA